UAUAUCAAACAAGCCCUUAUACAACAAGCCAAACAAACCCUAGAAGAGUUAAAUAUAAAUUUUAAAAAAUAAAUUUAGACAGUAUCUACAAAAAUAAAAUAAAAUAAUAAAUAGAAGAAAGAAAUAGGCAAAAUUUCUCAAAGAGGGGUUAAACAGAAAAUAAUUUGAAGAAAACUGGGCAAAGUUAUAAUAACCGAAAAAUAGAAGGGUAAAAGUGUAAAUAAGAAAAGAAAAGAGAAAGUGUUAGGGAUUCCAUCUCAUCUCACUCCUCUUUGACCUUUCCCGAUCGCCUCUCCUUCCGGCAAACCCAUUCUCUCUCUCUCUCUCUCUCUCUCUCUCUCUUUCUCUCUCUCUGGUUUUAGGGUUUCUGAGCUCCAAAGAUAUGGUGAGAGGACUUUUCAACAAGCUUGUUUCUCGCUCUCUCUCCGUCGCCGGCAAAUGGCAACAACAACAGCUUCGCCGUCUCAACAUCCACGAAUAUCAGGGAGCUGAGUUGAUGGGGAAAUAUGGAGUCAACGUGCCUAAAGGUGCUGCAAUCGCUUCUUUGGAUGAAUUGAAAGAGACUAUUCGGAAGGUGUUUCCUAACGACAAUGAGUUGGUGGUUAAAAGCCAAAUUUUGGCUGGUGGAAGAGGUUUAGGAACGUUUAAGAAUGGUCUCAAGGGUGGAGUACACAUUGUCAAGACGGACCAGGUUGCAGAUAUUGCUGGGAAGAUGCUUGGGGAGAUACUUGUAACAAAACAGACUGGUCCUCAGGGAAAAAUUGUUAGCAAGGUUUAUUUAUGCGAAAAGUUGUCACUUGUCAAUGAAAUGUACUUUGCCAUCACUCUGGACAGAAAAACUGCCGGUCCGCUUAUUAUUGCUUGCAGUAAAGGAGGAACUAGCAUUGAAGAUCUUGCUGAGAAAUUCCCAGAUAUGAUUAUCAAGGUUCCCAUUGAUGUUUUCAAGGGAAUUACAGAUGAAGAUGCUGCAAAGGUAGUGGAUGGAUUGGCUCCCAAAGGUGCCGACAGAAAAGAUUCUAUUGAACAAGUGAAGAAGCUAUAUAAGUUGUUUUGUGAGAGCGAUUGCACUUUGUUGGAAAUAAAUCCGCUGGCUGAGACUUCCGAUAACCAGCUGGUAGCUGCUGAUGCUAAGUUGAAUUUUGACGAUAAUGCCGCAUUUCGCCAGAAAGAAAUAUUUGCUUUACGUGAUCCAACACAGGAGGAUCCUCGGGAGGUUGUUGCUGCCGAAGCAGAUUUGAAUUAUAUUGGACUGGAUGGGGAGAUUGGCUGCAUGGUGAAUGGGGCUGGUCUAGCAAUGGCUACAAUGGAUAUAAUUAAACUGCAUGGGGGAACUCCUGCUAACUUUCUAGAUGUUGGUGGGAAUGCUUCUGAAGGCCAGGUGGUUGAGGCAUUUAAGAUCUUGACAUCAGAUGAUAAGGUGAAAGCGAUUUUGGUUAACAUAUUUGGAGGAAUUAUGAAGUGUGAUGUAAUAGCCAGUGGUAUUGUCAACGCUGCUAAACACGUUUCUUUGAAAGUACCAGUAGUUGUUCGUCUCGAAGGCACUAAUGUCGAUCAAGGAAAGAGAAUUCUGAAGGAAAGUGGUAUGGCAUUAAUCACAGCAGAGGAUUUGGACGAUGCUGCUGAAAAAGCAGUGAAAGCAGCAUAUAAAUAAUCAGUGUGAUAAUUCUGGUUCCUUUAUUAUAAUUUUAUUUCAUCAUACAUAUAUAUAAUUCUUUUUGAGGCAAAACUAAUUUGCACUUUCUGUGCUUUUUUUGCUGUGAAAGCAUUGAAGAAUAUUUUGUCUACUGAAAACUGUAACAAGAGUUGUCAAUGAUUCUCAAUAAUGUUUUCUUCUCAAAUUUCAUUGGAAGAGUUUUUUGCA
This is a messenger RNA of Cannabis sativa, 1861 nucleotides long. Its product is annotated as succinate--CoA ligase [ADP-forming] subunit beta, mitochondrial. Gene Ontology annotation, biological process: succinyl-CoA metabolic process; tricarboxylic acid cycle. The transcript is spliced from 12 exons. The record is from RefSeq and is a predicted model, not a curated record. The coding region runs from base 383 to 1651 and encodes 422 amino acids. Gene Ontology annotation, molecular function: ATP binding; succinate-CoA ligase (ADP-forming) activity; metal ion binding. Gene Ontology annotation, cellular component: mitochondrion; succinate-CoA ligase complex. Lineage: Eukaryota; Viridiplantae; Streptophyta; Magnoliopsida; Rosales; Cannabaceae.